Messenger RNA from Paraphaeosphaeria sporulosa, 4596 nucleotides. RefSeq lists its product as uncharacterized. Gene Ontology annotation, molecular function: nucleotidyltransferase activity. NCBI's taxonomy places the organism in Eukaryota, Fungi, Ascomycota, Dothideomycetes, Pleosporales, Didymosphaeriaceae. The transcript is spliced from 4 exons. The coding region runs from base 316 to 4173 and encodes 1285 amino acids. The record is from RefSeq and is a predicted model, not a curated record. Gene Ontology annotation, biological process: RNA 3'-end processing.
CUUGCUCGCUGCGUCUUCUGCAAUCCGCCAUCUACGCCCGCCGUACCGCGAACGCUCCCCCCCCCACGGCUGUAUUCCUUUUAGCGCUCGACGUCGCCCUCGCCCCUCGUUCAGCGAAUCGACUUGCACCACCUCCACCAGGGGCCACACGGCUUCCUUCGCACCGCGUCCACGGCACCGUCUGCUCGUCCUGCACCCGCCGAGUCUCGCUUUCACCUUGACCCUCACCGGGCUCGCCUGUCCUCCCCGCGGCGCCAGCGCUGCCCCGGCCCUCGAGCACCCUCGCGCCGCGACUUCCUUUGACCGCGACGUUAUAUGAACGACCCCCGCCACGCCAGCGUCCAGUGCACAUAUCUAUACCGACCGCAUCUCACCCACAUUCAUUCCGCACACGCCCGGACCGGCGCCGACGGCAUUGCGCCUGGACAGGAUCCCGCGGGACUGUCAGUCAAGAGUAGGUACCACGGCACGCUGAGUGCUGUUCCCCCUGCCCUGUUGCCCCCCCACACACAGCUGCUCUCGCAGCCCCAACACCCGCACCCCAGGCCUCUGCAUCCAGCGCGCCCGAACCCGACCGUAAAGGUGUCGGGUCCACCCUCGGCGGCCGUGCAGGCCCACGACUCACAGCGGGAUCCAGCUCGUGCACAAAACAGGGAACCGGCGCAGGCUUGCGAGAACCUCCAUGGGAGAAAAGCCGGACCACAAAGCGUUCGCAGCAGCGCAUUGCCGAUGACGUCCAACGGCGCACACAGCAUGGGUGGCAAACGCGACGACGCCCAGCCGUUUGCCAGGGCCCAGCGUCCUUCGAUCGUGUCUCACCACUCGAACUCAGUGCCCUCCACGCCACUCCAGAAUGCUCGCCAGUACGAGUCGCGCUCGCGCUCGCCGUCCCCGAGCGGCGGUCUAGGCAGCCAUUCGCCGCGAUCGGUUUCUUCCGAGGCAAAUCCAGCUACCCUGCCUGCACGUAUUGGACGUACGCUGCGCUGCAAGUAUGAGACGAGCACUCAGUUUGGCCGGAGGCGCAUGCCCUACGAUUCGUCCGACGUAUUAGACAAGGCCAAGGAGGAGCCGAAGAAGACAUUGAAUCCGCACGAGGACGACAAGUUGAGCGGCGACAUGCGCGAAUUGUACGACCGGUUACAGCCGACUCCAGAGAACACCAAGAGGAGGCAUGAGUUUGUGAAAAAGCUCCAGACCAUCCUCGAAACCGAGUUCCCGGGCCAUGAACACAAGGUGCACGUGUUCGGCUCCUCAGGGAACCAGCUGUAUACCGCCGAAAGCGAUGUCGACGUCUGCAUCCAGACCCCGUUGACGAGGCUAGAGGACAUGCACCCACUAGCCGAAGCCCUCGCGAAGAAUGGCAUGGAGAAGGUCGUGUGCAUACCGCAGGCCAAGGUACGGAUUGUCAAGAUCUGGGAUCCCGUUCUGAAGCUGGCGUGCGACAUGAAUGUAAACAACACACCUGCGUUGGAAAACACGCGGAUGAUCAACACCUACAUUCAGAUAGAUGAGCGUGUCCGGCCCCUGGCGAUGAUUAUCAAGCACUGGACUAAGGAGCGCAUCCUGAACGACGCUGCACUCGGGGGCACCAUUAGCUCCUACACCUGGAUGUGCAUGAUUUUGAAUUUCCUCCAGACGCGCAACCCGCCAAUUCUGCCCGCACUUCACACGCUUCCGUAUCGCGCAAAAGACAAGACGGGCAAGCCCUCGCAAUCCGAAUUUGCCGACGAUUUGGAUGCAUUGAUUGGGUUCGGCAGCAAGAACACCGAAUCGCUGGGUCAGCUGCUCUUCCAUUUCUUCCGCCACUAUGGACAUGAAGUCGAUUAUGAAAAACACGUCGUGUCUGUACGAGAGGGCCGUCUACUCACUCGUGAAGAAAAGAAUUGGCACAGGGCUGGUCUCCAGAAGGAGGCUAGGAACCGCCUUUGCGUUGAGGAACCUUUCAACACCGAUCGUAAUCUGGGAAACUCGGCAGAUGAAUUUGCCUGGCGUGGAAUCCACCUGGAGCUUCGACGAGCGUUCGACUUUCUUGGCAAUGGCCAGCAAUUGGGAGCGGCGUGUGAGCAAUUCGAAUUUCCGCCCGCACCAGCUCCCGAGGAACGGCCGCGUCCCCCAAAGUCAACGGCUGCGAAAGUCACUUUAGCUCCAAGCGUACCCAACAACCGCAACGGUCGUAAUCAGGGCAAUCACCGUGGUGGACGCGGCGGCAUGAACAACAAAGGAGGCUCAUAUGGACGACGGGCAUCUAGUGGGGCCUCGUUUAACCGUCCGCCAUUCCUCCACAGUCCCCCCAUUGGUGCGAUGGCAGGUCAACAGGAGUACGGGUUUCCGCAAGGGCUCAAUGAUCGGUUGGCCGACCAUCUUUAUCAGCAAUAUCAAAUGCUAGAGAUGCAGUCCAAUUCCCUGAGGCAGCAACUUGUCGCGCAGCAACGUGCCCAACAGGCACAUCAACAGGCUGCGCAUAUGCAUGCCCAGGCCGUAGCUCAAGCACAAGCACAGGCUCAAGCUCAACACAACCGUGGACCUAGCAGCUCAAAUGCAUCUCCGCAGAAGUCGCCCUAUGUGAACGGCCGUUCCAGCCCCCGACUGGCCGAAGCUGGUAUCCCAACAAACACUAUGCCACAGGGCUUCCUUUAUCACUAUCCGGCAUUCUUCGAUCCUUCGCAGCAAGGAUCAGCUGUCGCGGAUGGUCCCCGGACGAAUCCAUCGUCGCCUUCACUGCCCCACAGCAUGCCAGGGCCACGGCGACAAGCCCAUAGAUCGUCCAAUGCGAGCGAAACAGGUUCCCUGCGUUCGCAGUCCCAGCCGGCGCGUGGGAUGCCACAAAAUGCAGUCAUGGCCGGCUAUCCGCCGAUGCCGUACUUCGACCCUUCUCUAGUCGCCGGGUAUCCUAUAGCUCGCUCCACCCCGGAGGCGCCUGCUUCACAAGUGACAUCAGACACACCUUUUAGUCCUGUUGUCGGUUACAAUGAUGCUGUACCGUCUGAGACCAGCAUUCCUAGGGAGUACGUUGGAUACUACGUUGACGAACAGGCCACGCCGCGCUCCUUGCAGGAAUACACGGUGCCUCAGAUCCCGUCUUUCAACGAGCUCGUGCAGCGACGUAGACGAGUUUCUUCGGAGAUCACACAGCCGCUGCUCAACACCGCUCUGAGGCGAGUGUCGCGCUCACCGUCCCCUCUUGGUGGCCAUGUACGCAGCUACUCAACGAAUGUGGCUCAGCCGCAUGGCCAGUCCGUUGACUCCCGGAAUGGUCGUACAGACUCAGUGCGCCCACCCGGCGAUAGUGGCCCUGUUAUCGUUAACGGGUCCUUCCCGCAACAGCCUCUGGAGACACGUUCUAGGAGCGACACGAUUGACUCGUUCCAGUCAAUCGAUACAACCAGUUCGGCAAACCUUGGUGUCUUCAACGACCAAGAUCAGUAUCGGAAUGCCACCCAUGAACAGCGGCAAGCAUUGGUUAUGGAGGAGAUGCAGAGACAGCGCGGUGACAACGGCCAUGGUGCUGCUUACGCCAAUGGAUCGAUGAAUGGUGUAUCGCCCGUUGAUGUGAAUGGGCUGACCCGAGUACCGAGCGGCAACCAGCAGUACUAUUCCAUGCUCCCGGAAGCCUGGAUGAACUACGAACUCAGCAACAAUCGGCGGGUGAACCAGACCGAAGAUAUAUCACCGACUAAGACGCAACCUUCGGCGGCGUCUCAAUGGCGGAACCCGCCUUACAACAACGCCCUCGCGACCCUGGAUACCCUAAACGCGCCACGGGCACCGCCCCAGGAGAUCAAAUCCGCUACGUUACCCCUGCUCUCACCUGUUUUUGAGACCCGAACGCCUUCUCCCACUGUCAAUCGUCAGGCAGAAGGUAGUAAAUUGGUGAACGGUGCGAAGACGCAGUCCAAAGAGAAUCACCAUCAGCCGCGUCGUGCUUCACAUUCUGUCGCGCAGACCCAAAGCCAAAAGGAGAACACCAAGCAACAGCAGGCCAAAAACGGCCCGCAGCCGAACGACAAGAACAAAUCGAACGCAAGCAACAAUAAUAACAAUUCAAAUAACUGGCACCAGCAGGGAUCAGGGCGCAAUAAGAAGCGCAAGAACAAAGGAGGGAAUAAAUCAAACGAUACGAAGACAUCAGGCGAGCCGCUGCCAGCGAAUGCAGCUGACCGCAAAGGGGGCUAAAUUAAAAUACCGUCGCCGUCCCCUGGAUCUACUGGCUUUUAUUUGAUAUGAUAUUUCCUUGCCAUGGGCCACGGUCUGGAUACUUAUAUGAACUCGGCCGUCGUUCCGACUAUUCGUGCUCGCUUACUCCAUCAAACUCGAUGUUCUUCCCAAGGGCGUGAGCGUGCUAUCCGCAAUGGGUACUCCGGGCGACCAUUCGAACAACCCGAUCGUCACCUCGAAUUUCCAAUCGCCGUUCUUGCCGUACCCGGCAAUUUGAGGGGGCUUAAAUACGUAUAUCGUUCUCCGCGUUCGAUUUACUUCGAAUCAACAGCGAGUGCUUCAAAAUUGAAAAAAGAUAUUAGCACCAAAAGCUCCAGCACGAAACAUCGACAAAAUGGAAGAAGUGUUACAUGCCGCCUUCUGUGGCAGCCCCUUGAGAUU